Malassezia pachydermatis is the source of this 4374-nucleotide messenger RNA. RefSeq lists its product as hypothetical. NCBI's taxonomy places the organism in Eukaryota, Fungi, Basidiomycota, Malasseziomycetes, Malasseziales, Malasseziaceae. Bases 1 to 4374 code for a protein of 1457 amino acids. The transcript has a single exon. The record is from RefSeq and is a predicted model, not a curated record.
AUGACAUCCCGUGAUCCUGUAGGCGAUCAUACCAUGUCACCCCCACCGCCUGUCCCUGGCGCGUGGGACAAGCCAGCUUCGCGAAGUCGCGUUGCUAGUCACGCACAGGCCCAAGCGUCUGUGCAACGGCAGCCCAGUCUCUCUUCGUCCAAACGCGACAUAUAUUCCGACGCUCUCUCGCCAUGGCUUCGUGCGUCGCCCGAGUACCUCGGUCCCCCAGAUCGGCGCCCCACAUGGGUCGCUGACAAGGGGCCGCUAGACGUCAACGCGCCAUCGACGACCAUUGCUUCGCCGGCGUUCCUUUCAGCGAUCGCUGCAUCCAAUACAAGCAUGGAAGAAUCUAUGCAGACUGAUCCCAUGUACACACCUGAUGUGGAUGCAUCGAUGCCGAAUACCUCGACAUCGUCUGCCGCGCCUCCAUUGAAUGGCCUCGCUAUUUACACCUCCUCGCCUAUGGCACAGCCAGCCCAGGAACCUACACAGAGCACCGUCGCUGGGUUUGCGGAGCGUAUGGCGUACUUGCGUAAUCUAGGCUAUGCCUUUCCUGCUCCAGCAGGCUCUUCGGCGUCUGCAGAGAAGCCUACGCGCGACGAUGCCCAAGGCUCUGCUCCGCCGCUGCAGUACCGCAUGCCCAGCAUUCAUGCGUUGCGGAUUCGCAAAUCCAAUGUCGGGCUGCCCGAUGCGACCGAGAAGUCUGGAUCCAUGCCACAGGCGCCCAGUACCCGUGACAUUAGUACUACCUCGUUCAUCUACUCGCCGUCGACAGCGGCACAGCAUGCCUGGUCCCCCCCACCCCCGCUUCUACGUCCCAGUUUGGACUCCAUGAGCUACUCUAUCGUAAAUGAUUCUAUGGUCAACGAAGCGAUUGAAAACAUGUCAUUGCGCGAUAACUCGCGCUUAGCGUCUGCUGCGGAGGCGCCUGCGCCUGUCGAAGAACCGUCUGCGCCUCAGGCGGCCACCGAAAAGACGGAGGUGGUGCCCAUGCCUGCGCCUGUCGAAUCGCCCUCGGACGCCCACACCAUCUCACCCGGCAUGGUCUCUCCGGCGUCCACAUCGCCUUCUGCAUGGUACAUGGCCAUGCAUCCUACGCCUUCAUUGCCCCCGGUGGGUGAGGCAUGGACGGCCAUGUCUGCUUCGUCCAAGCGAUCAAGCGUAGCCUCGACGCUGGAACCGAUCCAUAUUGUGCGUGGCUCACCACCCGCGUGGGCUACCAAUUCGUCGCUAGGCACGCCCUCUGUGGGUAUGACUUCGCCAGGGAUCCAAGAUUUACAGCGCUCUGAACGUCCACACUCACAAAUUAUUCACCUCCCUUCCUCUAAUCGCUCUGUGGUGCGCGAUAGUGUCCUAUCCCUGCCUGACUCGUUCCAACCGAUGACUGUGCCUGUGUCGCUAUCCGCUGAACCUGCCGAUCCCCAGGACACGACGACCAUCCUUCGUGAUGAAGCGCCGACUUCCCUGCCUGACGAUGCCCACGAAACGACGUUGGUCGAAUCGCCGUCCAACGAGCCAGGCAAAUGGACCGAGGUAGAUGAUAUGCUCAUGAAGGACGCGUCGAUGGAUGUCGCUGCAGCGCCGGCGCCCUUGCCAACCAUGUCGACGUCCGAGGCCCCUACAUCGCCGUCGACCAACUCGCCGGACAUUGUUUGGUCACCCGCCUUGGAUUCCAUGCAUUCGCUCCCAGCGCUGGCCGUGACGCAUGCAGCCGCCUCUGCCACAGAUGCUGCGGCGACCGCCGAUACGGCCGCCGCCACCGCUGCGGACCAGGCCCCGGCCCUUGCGCUGGCUGACGAGGGUGUGACACCACCUCCGCGGCCUGCACGCGCCUCGCGCGAAGCCGCUGCCCCGCCUGCUAUGUAUGAGCCACGUGGGCCCGCGCUGGAAGGCUACCGUGUGCCCUCGGCGUUGCGGGCGGCCGACAUGUCGUACGCGGCGAGUCCUCGUCAUAUUUCUUAUGGCGCGCGUAUGGUCGAUGACACGUACGAAAGUCCGCUAGAUGCAUCGUACGCCCCUGGCCACGUCUAUGGUAUGUACGAUGUGUCACAGGCGACAGCACGCGAUGACUCGUUACUGGCUCCGACGACAGGUCCCGUGCAUGCAUGGACUGAGACAGACCAGUUUGCUCCAGGGCCCAUCGACUUGGUGACGCCCUCCUACCAGCCCAUGGCCACGUUAGUGGAGGCAGCAGCCGACAAGUCCAUGGACACGACCGCAGAAGCCCCUCUGGAGACGGAUAUGCCCCCUAUGGUACGCUCGUCGUCCCCGAUGUCGCCCCCACCCGCGACUAACCACGAUGUGCCGACAUUGAUGCCGGCGCUACAGUACACGAUGACCAAGCUGCCGAAAGGUCGUCGUGUACGCCGCUCGAAGCCGUCGUCCCAGACGGUUCCCUCGUCGUCCACAGCCACCGCGCCGCCCACGAUGGCGUCGUCAAAGGAGCCCACCGCGUCGAGCCCACCAGAGGAACCUACGGCUGCAGCGUCGCCAGCCUGUCCACCACGCACGCUUCUUCUGGUGGAUGCGCCUACGCCACCGCGCCCUGCUAAUCCGCGGGUCGUCUCGCACAUUCGCCGCAAGCCUGUGCCAGUAGCCACGGUCGCAGACGAAGAAGAGGAAGAGGCGAGCAUGGUUCACCCACGCCGUCCUACCGAGGCGGUGGCCGAGCCGUCCGUGCCGGCCAAGGAACCUUCGAUGCCGGCCCUGGGUCCGACCACGAGCGGUCCACGUACGGCGGACAUUUCGUUGGUCGACGUCUCCUCCUCGCCAUGGCGCUCUGAUUAUGGCGGCGUGCGUCCGGCCUUGGCGCCUAUUCCCAUGGGCCCUGUGCGCAGCAAGGAAGGGACAAACGUAUGGCUGGAUUCCCACGAUCAGCACACGGGCGAUACGUCGCAUCUCUCGAUGUUGGGCGCUGUUGCGGAUGCCCUGCCGACGUUCAACUUGGAAGACUACUUCGAGGCAUCGUUGCAGCGUAUUCGGAUCGAUACCAGUGGGCAUCCCACACCCGUGAAGUCGGGUCCCACGUCGUUCACACGACAGGGCGUGCCUACAUCCCAACCCCUCGUGACGCGCCCGCCGACCGACCUGUUCCGCCACGCGCCGCCUGUCACGAUGCGUGUCAUUGGCUCGCCUGUGAUGGGCUUGGACGAGUUCUCUUACGUGAUGGACGAAGAUGGCAUAAUUCUUCGUUCCCCGGAUCCCGGCGCAGGCAGCGACGGGCAGGCGCGAGGCGGUACAGAGGCAGAUGCGGUGCCGUCGUUGCCGCCUCUCGAUCCGUAUCUACCAGAAGAGCACGAAUGGAUGGGCGACGUCCCACGCCCACCACGCACGCGUGCUGCGUGGGCCUACAAGGAUGGGACAGAUCCGGUAUGGGACGAAGCGUUGUUCAUGGAUACCAAGCUGCCGCGGGACUUUAUUACCAAGCCCAAUUCUGUACUCGCGCGUGGCCGUCCUGUAAAAAAGACAGAGCAUACGAGCAUCUUCUACGCCAGCCUCCCGGAAAAGCGCCAUCGCCGACGUCGUGGGCCGAUGCCUCAACGGGCGCCGCCGCUGAAAGUAAUGAACUUUGACGAGGCGGACGAGGACGAGGAUGAUGUGCACCCGUCAGCGUUCAUGGACACCAGCCUACCUGCCCCCGCGCCUGUCGCUGACCCCUCUGCGCAUGCGCCACCACCGGCGACGGCAACGUACAUGGGCGACUAUGCAGAAGCGCCACGUACGACAGGUGUGCGAAAGGACCCGACGAUGACAUCCCCACCUCUUCCGCCCUUGCCGACCGAGACGCCGCAGAUGCCUACGCACACCGACUUUGGGCCGACUCAGGACGCCACGACGCCGAGAAAGUCAGGACAGGACAACAAGUUCUCUUCGUGGUGGAAGCGGCAUAAACCGUCGCCGACCAAGUCGACGUUCCCUCCGAAUGCCGAGGAGGCGCCCGUGGGAGCAGAGCCUGAUUACGCGGAAGACGAGAUGCCCACGCACACGCAGCGUGAUGCCGCUUACGGCGCAGAAGCCGCUCCUCCCUCUAUGAUGCGGCCCUCGGCCUCUACGGCCACGACGACGACACUCAAGCUCGGCCGGCGUACAGCGCCGCCAGGCUUUGAACCAUCGCAGCCGGGCAAGUACUACCUAGCUGGUACAGUCUCUCUUCCGUCGUUGAACGUCGCUCGCACGGCGGAACAGCGCGCUCGAAACGAGACUGGUUUGCCAGAGACGGAGCCGGCACUAAUCCAGUCGCUUCUCGCUGCGCCGUCCAGUUCGACGGUACGAGCUCGCGCUGGUAUCAUCAAGGCUUUGCCGUUCAAUCCGGAGGUGGUACCGCCUACGGGCCAAGUCUUGGUCGUGGAAGAACGCAAGAUCUUGAUCCGUCCUGUUAUGUAA